AGCUUCUUGGUCUCUAUGAAGAACAAAACUACCCCAUGUGGCACAUUUAAAUGCACUACAAACAGUAAACAGAGGAAGGCGGAUGUCUGGGAUGUGACCAGAGCCCGUUAUUUUGGACGGACAGGCCCGAAUCCGUCCGGUGGGUUCCUGGUUUUUUUUCCAGAACCAGGGGGGGAAAGAAGCAGGUCACUGAUUGAUUUUGUUUCUCCAAGAUUGCACAUCAAUCCCUGGGGUACCGACACGUCGGACAUCUGGGUUGUCGCUAUGCGUUCUUCCACUACAUACGCUGCAGUCCUCUGUCUCCUUGCCGGGGCAGUGACAGCCAUUCAGACCCACCAGACAGUAUUUCUGGAGAAGCAGCAGGCCACCUCGCUGAUCUCCCGUCAGAAGAGAAAUGCUGGAGCCUCCACCUUGGAGCAGGCUUGCAUGGAGAGGGUGUGCACCUAUGAGGAAGCCAGGAAGUAUUUCCAGGACUCGUAUCGCACGGACAUUUUCUGGUCUGUCUACAUCGAUGGAGACCAGUGUGCUGAAAACCCCUGCAAGAAUGGAGCCAUGUGCUCCGACAGUGUUGGAGGCUAUGACUGCGUCUGCAAAUCGGGUUUCACGGGAGUCCACUGUGAAAAAGAUGAGACUCUUUGCACACUGGAAAAGGACAAGGGCUGCUCACAGUUUUGCAAACCAGGCUACACGUCCUACGAGUGUUCCUGUGCCCGAGGCUGGAGGGUCAAAGACAAGGUCAAGUGUGAAGCUGCAGUCAGACACCCGUGUGGUCAGGUGAACAGUCUGUCUCAGUGGAAGGACAGACAGUCACGUCUUUCUACCAGUAACUUUGAUGGAAUUCAUUGUACGCCAUCCGAGUGUCCUUGGCAGGCUCUCUUGAAAAGUUCAGAGUCAGAUGGCUUCUGUAGUGGAGUAAUUCUGAAGGAGGACCUCGUCUUGACUUCAGCUCAGUGCGCCAACAAAUACACCUCCUUCAAGGUUGCAGUUGGAAAGCGCAGCAGCAGCAACUUUGAAGACGGAGAGCAGACGCUGUAUGUGAAGCUAAUUCACGUCCAUCCUCGUUACGUCAGAGACCGUCCUGAAAAUGACCUGGCUGUGAUCGAGCUCCGCGACCGCAUAACCUUUAAGCCAGAUGUYGUCGCGGCCUGUCUGCCAGAGAAAGACUUCGCAGAGAGCAUUUUAAUGUCUGGAGAUUUGCCGGCUGUUGUCACCGGCUGGAAGGAAUCCACACAGGACCGGCUCACUAUAAACCAGCUGGUGUACAAUAAGCUGCCUCAGUGCAUGGAAACGUACCCCAACCUGAUGACCAAUAAAAUGGGCUGCACCGCUGCCCGGGCCAAUGCCGACUGCGCCAUGAGCUCGGGCAGCCCCUUGCUCACAAUGUACAGGGAUGUGUUGUUUCUCACGGGGGUGGUGAGUCAGCCAGAAGGGGCUGACUGCACCAAAGGCUACAUCUUCCAAAAAGUGUCCCGCCACCUCAGCUGGCUGCAGACGUUGAUGGGUUCACGUUAGAAAGGUGAAGCGAGGGAACACAUCAAGCUUCAUUAUGAAUUUAGCUUAAUGCAGGUAAAUAAUUACUUAAACAGGGAAUCUGUUCUAUAUAUAUUUUUUUGUUUUAUGCUCAGUCAUAAGCUUUUCUGCGUGUGUCUUUUUAAAAUAUCCAUAACAUAAGAAACACUGGAGUUUGUUGGAUUUUCUUCCUCUGUGUWCUUCAUCUUUUAUCCACAAGRUGGCUCUCUGUUGACGUAGUAAAGAGGUUUCCUCUUGCAUGUGUUAACUACUCAGGUUGUACGACCUGUAAAUUAUUCAGCAUGUUUGUGAUGUGAACAUACCUUCCAAUUCCUUUGAAGUUAUGUUAUUUCAGCAACAAUGUAAUGGUUGACUUGCACCUUAAAGGCGUCCUGGUAAACACAGUUUCAUGAAUGUAAUAAACCAUAAAACCAAGAUA
Messenger RNA from Poecilia reticulata (guppy), 1948 nucleotides. RefSeq names its product protein Z, vitamin K-dependent plasma glycoprotein a (gene proza). Gene Ontology annotation, biological process: proteolysis; blood coagulation. The record is from RefSeq and is a predicted model, not a curated record. Lineage: Eukaryota; Metazoa; Chordata; Actinopteri; Cyprinodontiformes; Poeciliidae. Gene Ontology annotation, cellular component: extracellular region. Gene Ontology annotation, molecular function: calcium ion binding; serine-type endopeptidase activity.